GUCACUCUUGUGGAUCCACCGCCCUUUGAUCGUGGUGCCUCCAUGCAGGACAUCCGGGGAUUUUGUCAUUGAGCUGUGUGGAAGGGAUCAAGGCUCUACUGUUUUCCAGUAGAAUAUCUCCAUGACUGAACGCAUCGCUGGCAUCGGAGCAGGGCAGACACUGAAAUACUGACUGGAUUAACGAAGCACGUGAUGCGGACAUUGUCUGGAUUAUAAAGUAUAGUUGUGGGAGGUGUACAAGUUUACAGAGCAUCCGUACCACUGCAAAUUACGCAAAGAAGAGAAAAUGUAUGGACACUCAGGACCAUUUUCCUACUCACCAAGGGGAUUUUUUCAAGAGGACCUUCCCCAGCAGAGGCAAGGUUUCCAACAAGAUGACUUCAAGAGUUCCCUGUUGCAAAGAAAUGGCAUGGCCAGGCCCAGUGGCAAAUCCAUAUACACACAGAGAAAGGAGUACUCAGAAACACUGAGCACGCAACCUGACAACUUUCAGUACAGAGUGGAGCACCUGUUGAGCAUUGAGCUGGAUGGCCAGGAAGUACGGGGCCUGGAUGACUGUGUGGCCAAGCUCAAGAGGUUGGACGCUAAAAGCCGUCUGUGGCCUCAGGAGAUGAUCCUGGAGGUUCAGGGCAGAUAUCUACAGCUUAGCGACAUUGAGACCAAGGCAGAACUGGAGUCACUUCCUCUGGAUAGCAUCCUGCAAACAAAGGCUGUGCUGGACAGCUGUGUGUACAACUCUCUGCUGACAAUCACUGUGCAGGAACGCAGCAAGCGCAUCCCUCAGGUCUUCCUGUUCCAGUGUGAGGAGGUUGGGGCAGACCACAUCAGGCAUGAUUUGGACAAAGCAGUCCAACACAAAGGAGCUGACGGGGAACCACCCAGAGAGCAGUCUGACAUCAGGAGUAAUCUGGAGCACAUCAUAGGGCAGCACAUUCCAGGAAGUUUCUGGCAGUCUGGGUCUCAUCCUGUGCAGCGGGAGUGGACCCCUCCUCCGCCACCACCAGAUCAGCCGGCCCCACGGUGGAACAUCAGAAACUCAGAUAAUAUGGUUCUCCCACGGGUCCACACACACAAAGAUGGAAGCAUGUUCCGAAGAGGGUUUGAUGGACUUCGGAAUGGACUAGAAGAUCCUCCUCCACAUGAUUAUACAGAGAUAGACAGGGACACGGACAUUUUAAACCAUAUUUUUAGUGACAUAGAGACCUUCUUGGACAAAGUCUUCCUGGCUGCAGAUGCAUCUAAACCAAAUGAAGCAAAAAGAAAGAAGAAAAAAAAGAAGAAAGAGUCAAAGAAAAAUGCUACCAGUCUGCCACCUUUGGAAGAAUAUGUCUCCUGUCUUCAGAAGUUCAAGUAUGGCUUCAAUCUUCUGGGAAAACUGAAUGGGCAGCUGGCCAACCCCAGUGCUCAAGAAUUUGUCCCCAUCCUCUUCUUUUGCCUGGACUCGAUAGUAUGUCAGUACCCUACCGACCUGCCCCCAACAGUCCUCAGCCCCAUGCUGACACAGCCAGCCCUACUGCUGCUCAGUGAGGUGGUCAGUCCAGAGGAGGACAAGCUGUGGAGGUCUCUUGGAGACUCCUGGAACAUCCCUAGGUCUAAGUGGCCGGAUGGUGAUAUGAUCCCACCUUAUAUCCCAGAAUUUUAUGGUGGUUGGCAUCUGCCCCUCAUACCCUCCCCGUCCCCUUAUCGGAACAGUCCAGUCAGCUGGAGCAACAGCCCGCGCCUUUCACCUGGCCCUCAAAAUGGACGGAUGACUGACAUCCAGAGCUACCCAAACAGAGACAUGCAGCCUGAAGAGCCUGUGAGGUACAACCCAUCUGGUUCUCUAUCACCAACACGUCACAGGGAGGCACCCCAGAGCAUGCGUGUCAUUUAUGACUUCAUGGCCAGGAAUCACCAGGAGCUGAGUGUUAUGAAGGGGGAGGUGGUUCAGGUGCUAAACCAGUCCAGGCAAUGGUGGCUUGUUCGUAAUGUCCGUAACGAGGAAGGUCAUGUUCCUCAGAAUGUUCUGGAGCCCUUAAAUGGGGCUGAGCACAUGGUGGACCACCAGGAGAUACGUGCCCAGCCACCUCUCGACAUGAGGUCCACAUCUGCAGAUGUUAAAGCUUGGCUGGAAUUCAAAGGUUUCUCAAAAAUAACCGUGCGCAGCCUGGGAGUGCUGAAUGGAAAGCUUCUACUGGGGAUGACCAGGGAUGACAUGAAAAUGGUUUGUCCAGAGGAAGGAGCCAAGGUCUUCUUCCAGCUUCAGGCCAUCAAGUCAGCCAUUGCACUUGCCAGUGAACCAGGGUAUGGCCAUUACUAAUGAUCUGACUCGAGUUAAUCACAUUGUUUGCUAUUUUCGUCUUGAUUAUUUUCCAUCAUUCCAUUACAGUAUUUCAAUCAGUCAACAUCUGUAACACUCUGUGACAAAUGUAUCCUUUUCUGACAUGUCAACCAGCAAAUAGUGUUUUCUCGAUUCAUAGGGAUGAAGUACUCUCUGUCAGUUGAACUUGUACACACAUGGAGUACAUGAAGGGUAACAAUAAUUUUGGGUUGAUCAGAAAUAAUUUGCACGGCUAAAGAUGUCUUUUACUGUUCACUAUACUUGUAGUUAUUUCCAGUCAAUGGUUUACCUGUCUUUUUUUUGUGGCUUUUAUGAAUGGUGUAUAAUGAUAUUAAAUGUAAUCUGCAAAGAUCCGUUUUCCUCUCUUAAUGACCUGUUCCUAUUCAUGCCUUAUGUAUUAUUAAUGUUAUCCAGAGAUACAUAGAAAAUAAAGCAUAUUCUUUCUC
This is a messenger RNA of Lampris incognitus (smalleye Pacific opah), 2766 nucleotides long. RefSeq names its product EPS8-like 3b (gene eps8l3b). Gene Ontology annotation, biological process: positive regulation of ruffle assembly; regulation of Rho protein signal transduction; Rho protein signal transduction. The record is from RefSeq and is a predicted model, not a curated record. NCBI's taxonomy places the organism in Eukaryota, Metazoa, Chordata, Actinopteri, Lampriformes, Lampridae. Gene Ontology annotation, molecular function: actin binding. The transcript has 20 exons. The coding region runs from base 287 to 2299 and encodes 670 amino acids. Gene Ontology annotation, cellular component: vesicle; plasma membrane; ruffle membrane.